This is a messenger RNA of Brassica napus (rape), 627 nucleotides long. RefSeq names its product non-specific lipid transfer protein GPI-anchored 9-like. Bases 41 to 490 code for a protein of 149 amino acids. The record is from RefSeq and is a predicted model, not a curated record. NCBI's taxonomy places the organism in Eukaryota, Viridiplantae, Streptophyta, Magnoliopsida, Brassicales, Brassicaceae. The transcript has 3 exons.
AGACGCUCAAAGAAACAACAAGACAAGAUACACAAAAAAUAUGGAGAUUUGCAAAUUUCUUACCUUGAUAUUCUUGGCCAUUGUCGUUCUCUACUCCGUCCAGGCGACAGCACAAGGAGGCCGCGAUCCUCAAUUGACGUCUUGCAUGGAAAAACUUAUGUCGUGUCAGCCGUACAUACACGCGGUAAACCCGCCGCCUCCACCGUCGUGUUGCGGGCCAAUGAAAGAGAUCGUGGUGAACGACGCGCCGUGUCUAUGCGCCGUUUUCAACAACCCGGCGAUACUCGAAACACUAAACCUCACCAAAGAAAACGCUCUUGAUCUUCCUAAAGCAUGUGGAGCUAAUCCUGACAUCUCACUCUGCUCCAAAACCGCUUCUUCGCCGCCUACUGCGCCGCCAGGACCAACCAGCGGAUGCUCUUCCGUUCAAGCUGUCAGCUACAUUGGACUUAGCUUUCUGCUUGCUUUUGUGGCAAGAAUCUUAUAUUGAUUAUUUCAUAUGUCAGUUUUUUGUCAUCAUUUUAUAUAUUUGGCUCUAUGUAUUGUUAAUGUUUCAUCUUUAUACAUGUUUACAUUGUUGAAUUCUCAAUUUCGGUUCUAUUUUGAAUUUUCUAUAAAUAGGUUGGA